Messenger RNA from Cornus florida, 1288 nucleotides. RefSeq lists its product as uncharacterized. The record is from RefSeq and is a predicted model, not a curated record. The transcript is spliced from 2 exons. Lineage: Eukaryota; Viridiplantae; Streptophyta; Magnoliopsida; Cornales; Cornaceae. The coding region runs from base 8 to 766 and encodes 252 amino acids.
UUUUGAGAUGCCACGAGCACGCUACACAAUGUCAAAGAAUGAUAAAUGGCAACUGUGUGAAUGGCUAAAUUCGGUUAAGUUUCCAGAUGGCUAUGCAUCAAACAUAAGUCGGUGUGUGAAUGUUAAUAACUGUAAGAUAUCUGGAUUGAAAAGUCAUGAUUCACAUGUUCUCUUACAGUGUCUCCUCCCCAUAGCUAUACGAGGAUUCUUAGAUUCUGAUAUUUGUAACACAGUAGCAGAGCUUGGUUUAUUCUUUAAGGAAUUAUGUUGUCGAACUCUUAAACUGGAUGUCUUAGAGGCAAUGGAAAGGGACAUUGCUAUUGUACUAUGCAAGUUGGAGAUGAUAUUUCCUCCGUCAUUUUUUGACAUUAUGGUCCACUUGGCUUUGCAUUUGCCGCGUGAAGCCAUCAUCGCAGGCCCCACACAAUAUUGGUGGAUGUACCCCAUUGAAAGAUUUUUGCGUACUCUCAAAUUGUGCCUGCGUAACAAAGCACGUCCUGAAGGGUCCAUUGCUGAAGCUUACGUGGACAGUGAAUGCGUCACAUUUUGUUCAAAAUUUCUCGGAGGGAUUGAGACACGAUUCAAUCGAGAAGAAAGAAAUAGUGAGAGGGACUGCAACAAUAAUUGGUCCACUAUUUUAGAUCUAAAGCAAGUGGUUCGACCUCUAGGGGCGCAAAAUUUGGAGAUAUUACCCCGUGAGGAGUUGGAGAUGGCUCGAUUGUACGUGUUACAAAAUUCUGGAAUAGUUGAGUCAUACGAAGAGUAAGUAACUCAUUUCAUGUUAUGCCUUGUUAGAUUAUGUGAAUAUAUGGUGUAUUUGUAAAUACAUGUACACAAUUAUAUCUUAACAUCAUGUAGUUGCUUAGAAAACACAAGGUAGAACUUGAGAGACAAGAUCCGCGCAAUGUUUCUAAAAGACAUGCAAAAGAAUUUUCGAGAUGGUUUGAAAAACAAAUAAGUCCAUCGUGUACAUAUUGGAAUUAAUUAAAUCAUAUUCUUUAAUUAAUUUAAAUGAUGUCAUUCAUUUGCUUAACACUAUAUUUUUUUUCAAUAGAUAAAGGAAAUGCGUCAUCAUCAAAGGAAAACAACUAGUGAUGAUUUAUAUUCUUUAGCAUGUGGACCUCUAAGUCGAGUAAGUCGAGAUUCUGCUUGCAUUGUAAAUGGGAUUAGGUUCCAUACUGAGGAAAGGGAGCAAAAUCGACGAACACAGAAUAGUGGUGCGUUAGUGAAAGGAGAAAGCGAAGAUUACUAUGGUGUUCUAACAGAUAUCAUUGAGUUACGAUAUCUU